AUGCAGGUUACCAGAUUCAUCUGUGGCAGAUUUGCUUUGGGAAUCCGAUUGAACCACACUAUGGCGGAUGCUUAUGGAAUGAUGCAAUUUCUAAAUUCUAUUUCUGAAUUAAUAAAAGGUGCAUCUGCACCUUCUAUUUCACCUGUAUGGCAAAGAGAACAAUAUUUGAAUGCAAGAUCUCCCCCAAGAAUUACAUGCGUACACCAUGAAUUUGAGAAAAUACGACAAUCCAGAGACUUUAUGGAUUCGGACAAGCUAUUUGGGACUGCCAUUUUCUUUACCCCUAAGGCUAUACAAGCAUUUUAUAAUCGUCUGUCCUUGUCGGGAAGUUCUCGUAGGUGCUCAAGAUUUGAUCUCAUAAUAGCGUGCUUAUGGAAAUGUCAUACGAAUGCACUGAAUCCAUCUAAUCCAGACGAGAAUGUUUGUCUGUCAGUCAUUACCAAUUUGCGUGGCAAGCCAGGCCUGAAAAUACCUACUGGAUACUACGGCAAUGCUUUCGUUUAUCCGGCGGCAGUGUCCACUGCCAGAAUUUUAUGCACUGCUCCAUU
Molecule: messenger RNA, 548 nt
Organism: Olea europaea var. sylvestris
Lineage: Eukaryota; Viridiplantae; Streptophyta; Magnoliopsida; Lamiales; Oleaceae
Product: methanol O-anthraniloyltransferase-like
Exons: 1
Source: RefSeq, a predicted model, not a curated record